AGUUAUAGUUUCAGAUUAUAUUUUUUAUUAAUUACAUUUGAUUAUUAUGCAUAGCCAAAUAAGUCUGUUUAAACCAAAAGUAUAAAGAAACCUGCAAUUAUUAAUAUUCACCGAUUAAUUACAUUGACCAUAACUUGCAUAGUUUUAGAAUCUUUAUCAAAAAAGAAGUCAAAAUGUUAUGAAAAUUAGUUAUUUUAAAUAAUGAAGCAAGAAAAAAUAAAAAGGAUUUCGAAAACUGUCUAGUCAUUAAUGGGAAAGGCGAGAUGAAAACAUCAAAAUCUAUAUGAUUGGCGGAUAAAACUUGAAAAUGUUUCUAAUAAUAACCUUCAACUUCUUUUGGUUAGUUAGCAAUCAAACUGGUUUAACGAUUUUGAGACUGUUUUUUUAAAAUUUCGAUAGUAUUUUUUUCCUCCUUUACUAACUUGUGUCAACUAUUAUCUGUACUUCAUCACUUCUAUUUUAAAAAGGAUUCUAAUAAUAGAUAUUAAGAGCAGUUGUUAUAAAACACCAUGUAUAGUUAAGGGGAAAAAUAGCUAUUUCAUUUUUCGUUGAUCAGAAUAAUUGAAACAAAUAAUGUUGAAAAUCUAAAAUAAAUAAGCAGAUUAAAAAUUAUCAUCUUUUAUAUUAGCUUUAGAUUCACUUAUUGAAACUUUAAACAGUUUAUUUAUUAAUUUGAUUUUAGCAACAUUUUCUUAGUAUUUUAAAAUUUAUCCUAAUUCGUAUGCUUUUAAUCAAUAUCAUCGCAAAAAUUAAAGAAAAUCUUAAUUAACUCGUGACAAAACAGAACUUUUGUUUUAAUUACGUUUUAUUCAAGUAGCAAUAGUUAUAAAAUCAUGAUAACCAUUGAUUUUGGAGCGAUUAAAACCGUUUAUAAAUAAAAGAGAAUAAAUUAUACUACAGCAGAAAGAGAACAGUGUUGAGAGAAAAUUUCUUUUUAUCCCUGUAGCAAGGUUUUGCUUUCUCUCCUAAUUUUAAAUUAUAAAAAUUAAUGUUGUAAUUUGUUAAAUCUGUUCUGUUACUUCUUAUUGAGUAAAUUAAUAUUCGCCGGUUUUUCAGUAUCAAAAUAAAAACUACUUCCGGAAAUGUUCCAUUUUGUAUCCAUCUCCCUUCCCCUCUUUAUCCUGCUGAACAAUUCUUGAUUUCCCAGCAGACGAUGCCAAUUUCACGCCCUCGUUAGAGACGCAUCGAUGUUGGUUAACAAACUAGAUAACAGAUGGCAGCAUCAGUUAGUCAUCGUCUUAAACUUUCUUUUUUUUUUCGUUCGACACACCACCGAGUGAGCGAAAGAGUUGUUUAGCUUUUUACCAGCAACAGAGUACGGUUGAGAGUCGGUUUGCCGAGUAAUGCGAGUGUUGAUGACCGGUCACUCGGUUCGCUCAAUGUGCCGGACGAUAAUAGUUACAAAAUAAAUAAAGAACAAAAGAAAGGGAAAGCGUGAAAAAUCCUUCACACGGUAGCUGAUGCUGCACAAAGUCUUUCCCGUUACAAGAGGGAGACUUUUUUUUAUAACUUUUUAUGGUCAAUAUGAACUGUCCGAAGCAAAUAGUCUCUCCGUAGCUGUGGAUUAUUAGCUGAAAAACUAGCUGCAUUACUUUCUCCAAACAAUGCCCUCCGGCACUUCAGGUAAGUGAAGCUGCAAAUGCUAUUACCCCAUUCAUGCUAUUACCCCAUUUGUGUGAAGACAAGUUAUGAUGCUGCUUAUAAAUGAAAUCGUCACGCGAGAUGAGAUAAAAUGUUAUUGCAACGUUUGUCCUAAAGCCAGUGACAAUGGAACUUGUAUCACUGACGGAAUGUGCUAUACCGAAGUCCACAAACGCCAAAAUGGAAGUAACUACUACACCCACAGCUGCCUCAGUCGAGAAAAGUGGUUACCACCUGAUUUCCCAUUUAUCUGUCGUCACGAUAAUACACAAAAGUAUGGAGUCCUCUGCUGUUUUGACGAAGACUACUGCAACAAAAAUUUAUAUCCCUCACUACCUCCUGUUGAAGUCACGAAUGAGGUCACGUUCGGCGUUUACGAGACCGCCCUCUUUGUUAUGUGUCCUGUCGUCCUACUGUUAGCCAUUCUCAUAUUCGUUCUGUGCCUGUGGUACCAAAAAGACAAGCUCAGGCAAGCACGGUCAGACAUUGAAGCCAACCACGAAAACAUGAUCCCACUCAUGGAUCCUACGAUCAAAGACAUGAUCAAUGGUACAACAUCAGGUUCAGGCUCUGGUUUGCCUCUCCUACUCCAAAGAACCAUAGCUAGGACGAUAGCACUGAGUGAAUGCGUAGGAAAGGGACGCUAUGGUGAAGUAUGGAAAGGCAGGUACUUGGGAGACACAGUUGCAGUUAAAGUAUUCUCCUCGAGAGACGAGAAAUCCUGGUUCAGGGAAGUACAAAUAUAUCAGACAGUCAUGCUAAGGCACGAAAACAUACUCGGCUUCAUAGCGGCCGAUAAUAAAGAUAAUGGUACGUGGACGCAGCUAUGGCUCAUCACGGAGUACCACCCAAAUGGUUCCUUAUUUGAUUACCUCAGUCACAAUUCUAUAGACAGUGCCACUAUGUAUAAAAUGGCUCUUUCCGUAGCCAAUGGCUUAGCACACCUGCACAUGGAAAUCCUUGGGACAGAAGGAAAACCAGCCAUUGCACAUAGAGAUUUAAAGAGUAAAAAUAUUCUUGUCAAAACAAACCUCACUUGUGCCAUUGCCGAUCUUGGCUUAGCAGUUCGUUUCGAUUCCAUGACGAACACUGUAGAUAUAGCUCCUAAUCCUCGAGUAGGCACAGUACGGUACCUUGCCCCUGAGGUACUGGACAACUCAAUAAACCUCAACUCCUUCGAGUCCUGCAAGAGAGCUGAUGUUUAUGCCUAUGGUCUAGUCUUAUGGGAAAUAGCGAGGCGGUGUAAUAUUGAAGGUAUCUAUGAAAACUUCCAGAUGCCAUAUUUUGAUAUGGUUCCUUGUGAUCCCACCAUUGAAGAAAUGCGUAAAGUUGUCUGCGAUGAUAAGCAGAGGCCCAAUGUUCCAAAUAGGUGGCAUUCUAUAGAAAAUUUACGAGUGAUGGCAAAGUUAAUGAAAGAAUGCUGGUAUCAAAAUGCUGCUGCCCGCCUUACAGCUUUGCGCAUUAAGAAAACAAUAACAGCCCUUGGAGCACCCAAAGACAUGAAGAUCUGACCCUAACCACCAUUAUAAAUUCAUUUUGCUUUUAUUUGUUUUUGUUUUUUUCUGUGUUCACUCCAAGUGGAACAACUAAAGCCAGUGAUUUCAUUGGGUAACUUAUUUACGUUAGUCACUGAAAAAAGAAGAAGAAAAAACUAUGCUGCAAACGAUAUCUGCAGCUUUGAAAUGAAAUGAAGUGACUUUUCCUUGAUAGUGGGUUGUAUUUUUUACUGGUUAAUCCUUGUGCAAUCUUUGAAAGCUGAGCUUUCAAUGCGUCUGAGUGUGUGAUGAAAAUUUCCCUUUUCUACUUCAAUCCAGUAAAAAUAAACCAACAAAAUAGAUAGAAAAGUGGGAAAAGUUUCGUUGCAAUUUCCAUUUGUGGAGGGAAAUUCCAUAACUCAUCCUGCUGUCGAAUAUCAUUAAAACAAUGGUGCUAUACUGUUUCGAGAGUAGAACAAAAAAUUCGUAAAGUUUGCAUCAUUCAUUAGAUUUCUAAAACAACUUCAAUAACAGAUUUAUUUAUGCUUAACAAAUUACAUUUACAAAUUUAAUUUUCACGUAGAAUAAAAUUUUUUAAAUUACAA
Molecule: messenger RNA, 3721 nt
Organism: Parasteatoda tepidariorum (common house spider)
Lineage: Eukaryota; Metazoa; Arthropoda; Arachnida; Araneae; Theridiidae
Product: TGF-beta receptor type-1
Biological process (GO): protein phosphorylation; cell surface receptor protein serine/threonine kinase signaling pathway; cellular response to growth factor stimulus
Cellular component (GO): plasma membrane; signaling receptor complex
Molecular function (GO): transmembrane receptor protein serine/threonine kinase activity; ATP binding
Source: RefSeq, a predicted model, not a curated record